Messenger RNA from Meloidogyne enterolobii, 853 nucleotides. The record is from the annotation of a GenBank genome assembly. NCBI's taxonomy places the organism in Eukaryota, Metazoa, Nematoda, Chromadorea, Rhabditida, Meloidogynidae.
UUCCUUUUAAGUCAAAACUCCCGAGUAGUAGAAGUAGUUGACACCUUUGUUGAUCGCCCAGCAGCAACAGAUGGACAACAACCUCCUUUAGGCAAGCGCUAUGGAGGAAGACACCUUCUCAGAGUCCCAAUCGCAAUUUCGAAAUGUAGACGGACCUGGAAUUUUUACUCCAAAUCAGGCAUUGAUGGAUAAAUUGGCAGAACAGCCACAACUGGCUGAACAAUUGCUUAGGAAUGUGCCAAUUUAUGUCCGCUGUGCAAAUUGCCAAUUAAUUAGGCCUUUACCAGAAGCCAGAGGUCAUUAUUGUUGGUGUCGACAUUGUUAUACUUAUUACUGUUCUCGUAGUUGUAGACAACGAGAUUGGGAAAGGCAUAGAGAUAAAUGUUCUUUUGCCAGAAUUAAUUCUCUUUGUAAAGAGGUUAUUAUGAAGGUCCGUCGAGACCCAGAAACACAAUUUCACAUGUCCAGGGUUGCCAGAGAAGGAUUUAGAAGAGAAGGACGCGGUUCAGUUAAUAUACGUUUAAUAUCAGCAUAUUCAGCCCAAUUAUAUUUAGAAAAAGGCUGGCAAAUAUUUGCAAGACAUGACCCUAAUCAGUUAUUAUUUUAUUACCCAAUACAGGCAUUGAUAGAUCAAAGGAAGGAGCCUAGUUUAAUUCAGCUUUGUAGAAAGUAUAAUCCAAGUGAAAAAUUCAUUCUCUCUGUGAGUAUAAUUGCCGAUGUUGAACAAUGUCCAGAAACUCCACCUCCAUUAGAACCAACAAAUAAUGACAAAAAUAAUAAUUUUAACAAAAAUAUAAGAGAAGGCUUUGGACAAGAAUUUGUUUAUGGGACUGCUGUACCUACUAAUGUUUAA